CUGAUUCGGGAAUAGCCAUUGUUUUCAUAUGCGCAGAACAGACGAUCAUAUAACAGUUUAUGAAGAACAGAGAAUUUAAGAAACGCACUUAAUAAUGUUUUUGGAAGCAGCAACGUUACUGCUCGUUGUCUUUUUCGUAUGGUACAAUCUAACCACAUAUCUCGAACGACGAAAAAUGCCACCAGGACCAUACCCCUGGCCUUUUAUCGGCAACUUGCUACAGAUGGACAGCGAUCCCAUAAACCCAUUCAAAAAACUCGUAGAAAAAUACGGAGAGAUAGUGUCGGUAUCCUUUCCAUUGAGACGUUGCGUUCUUAUCAACACCGCAAAACUCGCGCGAGAAGCGCGUCUUACACGAAAGAACGAUUUGGCCGGUAAGAUACCAAACACGAUGUACCCUGGUAAUGUCAUCUUUGGAGAACGUGAUGUUAUUUGUUCAGACUUCGGACCAGGUCACCUAUUUUGCAAAAAGGUUCUCACACGUAGUCUGCAUAUGUUUGGUCAAGGUAUAGAAAAAGCAGAAACACGCGUCAACUAUGCAGUACAGAAGUUGGUUGAUGAGGUUAAGGCAUUGAAGGCUGAAAAGUUCUCCCCUAAGGAUCUUCUUUCUCGUGCGAUACUCUGUCAAAUAUGGGAAUGGCUUACUUCAAAAAAACUUUCGCUGCUAGACCCGAGGGUUUUACAGUUGGUGGAGUUCAACAAUAAGAUUUCUGCAUUGUGGGCGCAGUUCACUCUUGUUCAACUGAUUCCUGGUAUGUCUCAUCUCCCGACAAAGUUCAACAAGGAGCUUCGGGAGUUAAUAAAGACAAGAGAUAAAAUAUUCGGCCGUGAACUUAAGUACCACAGAGAAACCUAUAAUGAAGACGUAACCCGAGACUUAAUCGACGGUUUUCUUACAGCGUUUCAUAAAGAGAUUGCUAAGGAAAAGCAAAAACACAUUAGCACCAUCGACGACAUCCAAGGAUUGAUGGUCGACCUUGUUUUUGCAGGCUCAGAUACUACGUCAGCAGUAUUAUCUUGGUUCAUUCUUUAUGUUGUGCUCCACCAAGAUGUUCAACAAAAUAUUCACGACGAAAUUGACAGAGUUGUUGGAAGAAAUCGCUCACCAAGUUGGCAAGAUACCAAACAGCUCAAUUAUCUACAAGCGUGUGUUUGCGAGACAUUGCGGCUGUCACGUAUUUUGCCCGUAUAUGGAACAAAUACUACACGCGAUACAGUGAUUGGUGGAUAUCACGUACCCAAAGAUACCUAUGUUGCCAUAAACAUCAACAACAUUCAUUUUGACAACAGCGAAUGGCCGGAGCCUCACAGUUUUAAGCCAGAGCGAUUUCUUGACGAAAAUGGUCUGUUUGUUGGUUGGACAACAAAGCAGGCGUUAAUUCCCUUCGGCCUUGGUCGACGAGAAUGUCCAGGUCAGCAAUUGGCAAGAAUUGUUAUUUGCCUUUUUGCUUCAUCUUUGAUGCAAAAUUUCACAAUUGAAGUACCAGAAGGAGAGAAAAAGCCCAUACCAAAGCCAUCAAAUCCGCAAUUAGUUCUUGCGCCAGCUGAUUACAAUAUUGUGGCAAAAGAGCGCAUUUAGGUCGAUAAAUAUACGUUUCAUUUUCUCAAACGCAAAUACUAAGAUAUGACUAACAAUUUUCAUCUUAUGCAACUUACCUCAAUAGACGAUAGUUUGUUUAUGUAAAUACCUCUACAAUUGCUGGAAAUGAACACUAUAUAACAUAACCUUUUAUCUUGGCUAAUAUGAUCGAACUCUUUGCAAUGUAAUAAAUGUCAUAACUGAACUCCUAACGCAGCGAAAAAUUAAAUUGAUCAAGUUCUUUUACUUCACAGUCAAA
Xenia sp. Carnegie-2017 is the source of this 1838-nucleotide messenger RNA. Its product is annotated as steroid 17-alpha-hydroxylase/17,20 lyase-like. The transcript has 2 exons. Gene Ontology annotation, biological process: hormone biosynthetic process; progesterone metabolic process. Bases 95 to 1579 code for a protein of 494 amino acids. The record is from RefSeq and is a predicted model, not a curated record. Gene Ontology annotation, molecular function: iron ion binding; steroid 17-alpha-monooxygenase activity; heme binding. Lineage: Eukaryota; Metazoa; Cnidaria; Anthozoa; Malacalcyonacea; Xeniidae.